Molecule: messenger RNA, 1519 nt
Organism: Aphanomyces astaci
Lineage: Eukaryota; Oomycota; Saprolegniomycetes; Saprolegniales; Verrucalvaceae
Exons: 1
Coding region: 547-1407 (286 amino acids)
Source: RefSeq, a predicted model, not a curated record
GAAUGGAUCUUGUGGAGACAUGCGGCGGAUAUUGGGCGAGCAGUUGGAGCAUACGACAUGGCCACAGCGGCGGCAAUGGUGCUACCGCGUCCGUCAGUCAUCACGGCAAUCCUCCCCGUGAAGGCAGGUAUUCCCAUCAUCUCACUCAGUACCUUUCGAUUGAUCAUGGAGAAAUCCGCGUGGCAGUUCAUGCACUUGGCGGUAUCUUUGUCCGGCACCCAUUUGAACGCUUCCCGAUUCACCGCCGGCAACGGUCCAAACAGCGCCGCCAUGUAUCCCUUUGCACGUCAAUACCAAUAUGGAAUUGCACGUCAUUUUUUUGAAAUUGCGGGGCGGCAUACAAUCUACGAGUGCAAUACAAUGCCAAAGUGAAAUGAUGUGAUUGGCUCGUAGGAUCCAUCAUGAACCAAUCCCAAGCCACGAUGGUUGAACCAUUAUCCAUGUUCCGCUGACAUUCCAUGUUUGCUUGGUUGUUUCAGAUAUAUUUGGCCGUUUUCUUAGCGCCCCUCAAGGUGGAUUGCAUUAGUUACGGGAGAAGACAUCGCCAUGGUGUUUGUCUCGUUCGAAGGGUUCCUCGAUGCUGUUCCAUCCGCUUCAUCCCAUCAUGAUCAUCACCACCCUCCUCCAGCCGACGACACGCCAUCCCUAGAGGUGGUCGUGACCCCAGGCUCGCCUCCCAAACACUCUGUCAACACAAGCCGAUCGCCACUCAAGGCUAUGGACGCCAACUACGUGGUGUUCGUACAGGACAAUGCAGUCACGGCUUCCACGUACGCCCUGCGCAAGUCGCAUGUCCAGAUCGCGGCGCUCCACGACAACGUCCGACGCUGCAUCCUCGAGCACCCGUGCACGACCUUCGCCUGCUGCGGUCCACUGCGCCGACUCGCGUCUGCACGCCCGCCUGCCAUCAAGUCGCGCUUCUUCGACCUGUCGUCUGACUUGAAAGUGGACGCUGUCGUCACCCAGCGCACAUGGGUCGUCGAAACCUUCGUCAACGACCUCCUCGAUGCCACCACGGGUCGGGAUUUGGACUGCGCGGCCGUCGGCGCCGCUCGACACGCGCUGCAUCUCUUCCUGGACAUCCCAUCAAGGCGACACGUCCACGUCACCCAUGCAUUGCACCAGUUGAAGCAACCCCAGCGUACACCACGUACGAACCAAAACCACUCGUCGAAUGCUCACAAGUUGUGCUCCAUCUGUCUGGACCCUGCCACCCCGUCACCACGUCACAUGCUCGAGCCAGAUAUGCCCGUUGGUUUAUGCGACAACGUAUGCUCGUCGGUGGACAAUCGAGUGGUGGUGACCCUCGGCUGCGGCCACGUGUUUCACGAGCACUGUGUACAUCCAUGGUUACUCUCCCACUUCGCAUGCCCCGUCUGCCGAACAUCCCUCACUAGUUCAUGCUAGUCAACCCCUUAGUAUUUUUCCUUCUUCUUGUUUAGUAUAUAAUUUUAACAACAUUAGAAACAAAUGGAUUGACUGUAAAAUAUAUGCUGACAAUAAUACAAAUAUGUACGAA